Phyllostomus hastatus (greater spear-nosed bat) is the source of this 2849-nucleotide messenger RNA. It is a transcript of the gene DPH2, whose product is annotated as diphthamide biosynthesis 2. The transcript is spliced from 6 exons. Bases 175 to 1644 code for a protein of 489 amino acids. NCBI's taxonomy places the organism in Eukaryota, Metazoa, Chordata, Mammalia, Chiroptera, Phyllostomidae. The record is from RefSeq and is a predicted model, not a curated record. Gene Ontology annotation, molecular function: 2-(3-amino-3-carboxypropyl)histidine synthase activity. Gene Ontology annotation, biological process: protein histidyl modification to diphthamide.
UGUCGUGAGGAUCUGGGAGUUUGGGUGUGCGGAGGGAUGGCCCACGGGUUGUGGACUGACUGAUCCUUAACUCCCCGCCCUCACCAAACGACUCUGACCCAUUGAGGGCUGGUUUUGAGGACGCGGGGACCGAGGGAGGUCCCUGCUGCCUCCUGCCAACCUAAGCUGUGCCUCAUGGAGUCUGCAUUCAGCAGUCCCGCAGAGGCAGCGCUGCAGCGGGAAGCGGGGUCCGCUGGGCUGCUCACUCCUCUUGAGGACCUGGACCGAGUAUACGAACUGCAGCGAGUUGUGGGAUUUGUCCGCGACCUGGGGUGUCAACGGGUGGCCUUGCAGUUCCCUGACCAGCUAUUGGGAGAUGCUGGGGUUGUGGCUGCACGACUGGAGGAGUCCUCGGGGUCGAAGAUGUUCAUUCUGGGGGACACGGCCUAUGGCAGCUGCUGUGUGGAUGUGCUGGGUGCUGAGCAAGCUGGAGCUCAGGCCCUCGUACAUUUUGGCCCUGCCUGCUUAAGCCCCCCAGCCCGCCCGCUGCCGGUGGCCUUCGUCUUUGGUCAGCGUUCCGUGGCCUUGGAGCUCUGCGCCAAAGCCUUUGAGGCCCAGAACCCAGACCCGACAGCUCCGGUGGUGCUGCUGAGUGAGCCGGCCUGCGCCCACGCCCUGGAGGCAUUGGCCACUCUGCUGCGCCCACGGUACCUGGACCUGCUUGUCUCCAGCCCCGCUCUUCCCCUGCCGGACGGCUCCCUCAAUUCAGAGCCUGAACCCCUGGAGCGUUUUGGGCGUCGCUUCCCCUUGGCCCCAGGGAGGCGUCUGGAAGAGUAUGGUGCUUUCUAUGUGGGAGGCUCUGGGGCCAGCUGUGACCCUGACCUCGAUCCUGACCUGAGCCGGCUGCUCUUGGGUUGGACACCAGAACGACCCUUCUUCUCCUGCUGCCCAGACACUGGGAGGACUCGUGAUGAAGGUGCCCGGGCUGGGCGGCUAAGGGCACGCAGACGAUACCUGGUAGAGAGGGCCAGAGAUGCUCAUGUGGUGGGGCUGCUGGUGGGCACCCUGGGAGUGGCCCGACACCGGGAGGCACUGGCGCACUUGCGGAACCUGACACGGGCUGCCGGCAAGCGCAGCUAUGUGUUAGCUCUGGGGCGGCCCACACCUCCCAAGCUUGCUAACUUCCCUGAGGUGGAUGUCUUUGUGCUGUUGGCCUGUCCUCUUGGUGCCCUGGCUCCCCAUCCUCCUGGUGGUUUCUUCCGGCCUGUAUUGUCACCGUGUGAGUUGGAGGCUGCCUGCAACCCUGCCUGGCCAUCUCUGGGCCUGGCUCCCCACCUCACGCACUACGCUGACUUACUGCCAGGCUCUCCUUUCCACGUGCCUCUCCCACCACCUGAAUCGGAACUGUGGGACACACCAGAUGUGUCACUCAUUACUGGGGAGCUCCGACCCCCACCUGCCUGGAAGUCAUCAAAUGAUCCUGCAUGCUCCACCCUGACGCCGAGACCUCAGCUGGAGCUGGUUGAGAGCAGCCCGGCAGCCUCAUUUCUUUGUUCGCGGAGCUGGCAAGGGCUGCAGCCUCAACUGGGUCAGACACCAGUGACAGAAGCCGUGAGUGGAAGACGAGGCAUUGCCAUCGCCUAUGAGGAUGAGGGAAGCAGCUGAUACCAUGUGGGGCCAGAGGCACAGAUGGACUUAAGAACCACUGCUAACUGUUUCAGUCCUGGGCACUCAGGAGCUGCGGGCUGGGGUGCAAAUAUGGCCAAAUCUAGGAACCACACCAUGCCCAACCAGUCCUGAAAGUAGCAUGGAAAUGCCACCCAGAAACCCUGAUCACAAGGAUAUGAAUCUCUUAAGGGAGUAAGCCCCAGUUCCAGAUGAACACGCACUUUGCCAAGAAGCACAACAAGAAGGGCCUGAAGAUGGUGCAGGUCAACAGUGCCAAAGCCAGGAGCGCAUGUGCUGAGGCUGUUGAGGACCUUGUAAAGCCCAAGGAGGUCAAGCCUACAAGCCCCAAAAAUGAUAACCACACACUAAAUCCACUUGCCUAUAUCGCUCACUCCAAGCUUGGGAAACGUGCUCAUGCCUGCAUUGCCAAGGGUCUCAGGCUCUGCUGGCCAACAUCCAAGGCCAAGGCUCAAACCAAGCCUCAGGCUGUGGCUACAGCUACGGCUCAGGCUCCUAAAGGUCCCCAGGCCCCUACGGUAGCUCCAGUCACAGUAGAGGCCUCUAUCUGCCUAUGUGAGUAUGGAAAGGCUGGAGUGACCCCUGGGCUUCUGUCUACAUGGAGCUGGUAUCCUUCCAUGCUUUUGUACAAAUAAACCUGAGGCAGGAUCUGUCCAAAAAAAAAAAAAAAAAAUCACUGCUAAGACCUUUCAGUGUUCCCUGUAGCAACCUUUCCCUUCUACCAGGAUCCUUGAAAGAGCCUGGCUGUGGGGAGCACAGACAGCCCCUCACCGGGGAUAGGAUCCAGCUCUGUCUUGUCCUGGCUUAGUAAAUGUCUGUUGUUUGACUGACGGGGACUGAUUUGGGGCUUUCCUGAAGCCUCUAGGCUGUAGAUGGUCUAGACGAGGAUUUCGCAACCUUGGUACAACUGACAUUUGGGGCCAGAUAAAUCUUUGUUGUGAGGGGCUGUUCGUACAUUGUAGCAUGUUCAGCAUCAGCCCUGGUCUCCACCCACUAGAUGCUGGUGGCAUACCAACUGUGAUAACCAAAAAUGUCUCCUGACAUCGACAGAUGUGCCUUGUGGGGGCAAUACUGCCCCAAGCUGAGAAGCACCGGUCGACACUCGUGCCGUCCAGUAUACCAGCCACUAGAUACAGGUGGCUAAUAAAUGUAACUUCAUUAAGAUUAAAAACUCAUUUUCCCAA